CUGACACGCGUUGGACGACUGCAACACUACCAAAGCCAAUGGUUCUCCGAGUAUGAGGGUCGGAAUGAGGCCCGUUGGACGACUUUCACUCAGCAGAACGAUGCGCGUUGGACGUCGUUCGUGGAGUCCAACGAUGCACGUUGGACGUCGUUCGUGGAGUCCAACGAUGCACGUUGGACGGAGCAGACUAGGAGAUGGAACGAGUUUGUUCAGGGCAAUGAGGCGCACUGGACAGCCCACGACAGCCGAUGGGACACCUGGGCGGACCAACAGUACCAGCAGCUUCACGCCAGGCCCGUUCUAGCACCACGUUAUAUCGAUUGGGAAUACUUCAACGACGAGCUCGAGACCGGUGACGAGCGCUACAUCAGGUUGUUCGAUCUCGAGGAAUUCGAGGAUACAGAGGCAUAUGCUUACCGGUAUUUGACGCUAGAGUUCUUCAGCACAGUCGCCACACACGAAAAUGGGAAGUACCUCACGGCACGACUUAAGGGCACGGAAUAUAAAAUCACCGACAAGGUGUUGCGCGACAUGUACAACUUCGAUCCCUCCAUCAAGUCACGCCACAGCCCCAUGGGAUUCAAGGUUGAUCCGCAUUGGGCGGUCAUCUCCCCCUGCGAGACAUACAAGAAAUCGGGGUCGUCUUCGGGUCUAAUCAGCGACUUGGCACAUGUGGUGAUCCACAAUUACAUCUCGCAGAUGAUCUUCGGCAAGAAGGAAUCAAACAAGUACCUGAAGGACACCUUGUUCGACAUACGCAACGACACGAGGCGUGGUCCGAACUUGGGCCAUGUGGUGUCUAAGCUAGCAGAGUACUUUGGGGUCAAGACCGACGAACCCCCAAUCCGGGCCAAACUGAUUUAUCAGAAGGACCUCGGGCACCCCGGCUACCUGAUCAACCCACACACUCCGAAGCCCGUCACCAAGCGGGCCAGCUACAAUGCCUAUUGCGAGGAAAUGGCCGGCCCAGCCGAUGAGAACCCUAAUGAUGAGGACGAGGACGAGCUCGACGCCAACAGACACCCCACCCGCAAGAUCAUUCAGCCCCCUCCCUUGAUAGACGCGCACACGGGUGCGUCUUCCCAAUUAGCUGCUCCGGUUUGGUUCUCCGCGUAUGAGGCUCGGAAUGAGGCCCGUUGGACGACUUUCACUCAGCAGAACGACACGCGUUGGACGUCGUUCGUGGAGUCCAACGAUGCACGUUGGACGUCAUUCGUGGAGUCCAACGAUGCACGUUGGACGGAGCAAACCAGGAGAUGGAACGAGUUUGUUCAGGGCAAUGAGGUGCACUGGACAGCCCACGACAGCCGAUGGGACACCUGGGCGGACCAACCGUAUCAG
Striga asiatica is the source of this 1341-nucleotide messenger RNA. Lineage: Eukaryota; Viridiplantae; Streptophyta; Magnoliopsida; Lamiales; Orobanchaceae. The record is from the annotation of a GenBank genome assembly.